Miscanthus lutarioriparius is the source of this 324-nucleotide messenger RNA. The record is from the annotation of a GenBank genome assembly. Lineage: Eukaryota; Viridiplantae; Streptophyta; Magnoliopsida; Poales; Poaceae.
AUGCCGCCUGGAUGGAGGCCGAGCAGUUCCAUUGCUUCCACGGAGUCAAGGAUAACGUCCCGGAUGUCGACAACAGAGGUUGCACCUGAAACUAAGGGAGCGAAUCUCCUGAGAAGGAAUUCGGAUGAUGUGGGAUGGGAAUAUGGGGUUCUUGUUGAUGCUAACAACAAGGACAAGGUGAAAUGCAAACUCUGUGACAAGGUGAUGCAAGGAGGGAUUUAUCGGUUGAAGCAACAUGUGGCCCAUGAAGGAAAGAAUGCGACGAAAUGCAAGGCCAGAACACCGAAGGCUCUGGAGGCUAAAGAGAAGUGCAAGAAAAACUAA